AUGGCAGAUAGCCGCGACGAUAAUAAUGGAUUUUCGGAACAGAAAAGCGAAGGUCCCGAACGAAAGGACGGUGGGCGUGAUAGUGGACGUGAUAGUGGACGUGAUCGUGAUGAUGUGUGCCGAGAUUUCUUGAAGAACAUCUGCAACCGAGGCCGAAAUUGCAAAUUUUACCACCCUCCCGACGCUGAAAAGCCAUCAGAAACGCAAAUUCACUUCUGCAUUGAUUAUCAGAAUCGCGGUUGUACGCGAAACCAAUGUCGCUUCGUCCACGUCCCUAAAGAAGAAGCCGAGCGCUACAAAGCGACGCGCGAAGUGAAUCUACCAUUAGCUCGCGCAAUUGCCGCAGUGACGAACGGCGACACAAUCAACGGAAUCCCAGUGUGCAAGGAGUUUCAAACCGGAAAAUGUGGUCGUGGCGCGGCGCGCUGUCGCUAUUGGCAUGUGAAUCUCGAAGAAGAGCGCGAGCGAAGGCGACGAGGUCUUCCAAUGGGUGCUCCUCUCCAUGGCGGCGGCGGUGGUGGUCGAAUGGGCAACUACGGAGGCGGCGGCGGCUCUUAUGGUCCACCAAUGGGUGGUAUGCGACGACCUGCUCCACCAAUUGACGACUACUAUGCUGAAACGAAACGUGCUCGUAUGGAUGAUCAACGUGUCACCGAAUUGGAACGCCGAUGCGCCGAACAACAAAAGGAAAUUGAGGGACUGAAGAGAGAGCUACAACGUGAACACGAGCGCUACGAGGAUUUAUAUGCAUUGUUUCGACAACAGACGGCUGGAGGAGGUGGUGGUGGUGGUGGUGUUUCGAGCGCUCCGAGUUAUGGUCAACCCGGGCAAGCUAACUGGGGAACAACAUGGCCC
Messenger RNA from Mesorhabditis belari, 855 nucleotides. NCBI's taxonomy places the organism in Eukaryota, Metazoa, Nematoda, Chromadorea, Rhabditida, Rhabditidae. The record is from the annotation of a GenBank genome assembly.